AUGUUCCGUUCUUUCAUCGUUCUUGUGAUCGCCCUCGCCUUCUUGAGCACAUGUACCGCCUAUCCGGGUGUCAGACUUCCAGAGAGAAGAAUCCGCGGCGACGUCGACUCCGUCUUCUUCUCGCCAUUCAGAAUCAUCGGAAAGCGUGCUCAGGUGUCUGGACCCGCCUAUGACGACCUCGGCGAGUACCUCAUGAAUCCUGACUUUCCUUGA
Messenger RNA from Caenorhabditis remanei, 213 nucleotides. RefSeq lists its product as uncharacterized. The coding region runs from base 1 to 213 and encodes 70 amino acids. The record is from RefSeq and is a predicted model, not a curated record. The transcript is spliced from 3 exons. NCBI's taxonomy places the organism in Eukaryota, Metazoa, Nematoda, Chromadorea, Rhabditida, Rhabditidae.